AUGGAAUCUGGCUCUGGUGGACUUCGCUAUUUUAGCGGAGAAGAGAGCGACCACCGCGAGUCUCGUCGGUGGAAGCAAUGGGUGCAGAACAAGAUGAGAACGAUGGACAAGCUGACAGAGGAAGCGAAGGGUUCCUUCAUCUGGACGCUUUUGUCCGGUCGUGCUUUAGAAGUGGUGGAGCACCUCCGAGAAGGAGAUUAUCAAGUCAAAGGCGGCGACAAGGUGUUGUUCGAUUUGCUUGACCGGCGUUGGCCGGAGCUGGACCGGACAGACGAGAUUGGAGAGAACAUUGCUGCUGUGUUCGCCCUCAAGGCGAAGGAAGGCGAAUCUCUUCGCCAGUGGUGCGCUCGCUCACGCGAGUGCUUCGACCGCUGUGCCCGGAAGACCGGGGUGAAGUUUCCAGAGGAGGCUCGUGGUUGGAUCCUCCUCAACUGCUCUGGGAUGUCUGAAGGUGAUCGUGCAGUUUGUUUGGCUCGGGCCCAAGGGGACCUGAAGUUUGACACUUUGUCUCAAGCAAUGCGUUCCUGCUUCCCUGAGUAUGUGGUGGCGAAGAAACGUUUCAAUGCCGCUCACCUCGUGGAAGACCCAGCUGUUGAGCCACAAGACCCAGUCGAGGAGUCGUUCAAGGACGUGGAGUUGUUCCUGACCGAACACGGCCUGGCUGGUGAGUAUGAGGGAGUUGAUCCCGUUGAUGGAGAUGAAUAUGAUGAAGAGGAAGCCGCUGAGAUUUUGGCUGCCACUUGGCGUGAACGCCGAGCUGAACUCAAUCAGGUGCAAAAAGGACGAAAGUUCCACUCUCAUGACAAAAGGGGGACAUCGUCAUCAGCUGCAUCUGGCAAGGAGUUUCGACGCUCCUUUCGAGUUCAAGUUGAGGAGCUCAAACAGCGCACUCGCUGUAGACGGUGCGGGAAGAUUGGACAUUGGCAGCGUGAAUGCAAGUCCCAAGGGGCUUCUACAUCCGGCUCAACCCCUGCAACCAGUCAUGCUGCAGGUACAGUGGAACAUGUGCAUGAGAUGCCGGAGCAUUUUGUAUGUACAGCUGCCUCCGUGAACCUGCCGUCUCACGAGGUCCUUCUGGUGAGCAGUCCGGGACACGCCGUCCUCGACAGUGGAUGUGGCAAAACCAUCAUCGGAGAAAAGACCCUUCAGGCCUUCGCAGAGAUUUGGGAAACUCACAAGCUGCCAUCGCCGCUGGAGAAGAAGGAACAGAAUCGUUUUCGCUUCGGUAACGGGGAGCAAGAGACAAGCUCCCGUGUGGUGGAGAUGCCGGUGUUCUUGGCCAAUCGGCCUGGCUUUGUGACGGCAGCGGUUGUGCGAGGCGAUGCCCCGCUCCUUUUGUCUCGGCCCGCACUCAAGAAGUUGGGUGCCACAUUGGAUUUUGCUGGAGAUUCAUUGACAUUGUUUGAUGGCCAGUCGUCCCUUGCGCUGGAGACGAAUGCUGCUGGACAAUACACCGUCAACGUGUCGUGUUUUCCUGAGGAUGCUGCAGCCCUUUUUCCAAGCCGAGUCAAGCCGUCCGAGAAGCCUGAGCCACCACCGGCUGCAUGUAAGGGAUCAUUCGCCGUCUUCGAACGUCGGAUCGUGGGACGAGUGUGUUUGGCCGUUCACGAGGGUGAUAUGCAUGUAGAAUGCCUAGCCUCCCGCGCCAUAGAAGAGCUUGAACAAGAGAAUGAACAGAAGCUGCACGCCAGCCUUCGACAUCUCCAUGUGAACCUGGGUCACCCCACAAAUGCACAGAUGCUUCGAAUCCUCCGCCACGGUGGUGCGUCUGCGGGCGCUCUCGAAGAUGAAAAGAAGCUAGUUGAGACCCCCCAAAUGGAGUUCUUAGGUAUCAAGCAUUUGAUCGAGACCAACCAGUUGGCGAGUAGGCAGUUCAUAGACUUGGUGCCAGACUCAUACCCUAGCCAUCCAGAGGAAUCCGACCUGGCUCCACCGCCAGUUAGUGCCCCUGCAACACAAGAGCCCCAGUCCAUCUCUGAUCGUGUCUCGGUUCCGAUGCCACUUGAUGCUCCACAAACAGUUGUGCCCGAACCACCGCAAUCCGAGUUCGUAGAUAAGUCAUGGGUGCUUCCGGAGGAACCUCAGACCGAGCAGCCAAAGCCAGUGUCUGCCGAAUCUGAACUGGCAUAUGGGCCUGUUCGUCAGCCUCGUCGCCGGAUCCAUCAAAAGGAUGGUCCUAUGGCCUUGUACCGCCCGGGUCCCAUGCUGCAAGAGGAUUUCCAAGAAAUGAUGCAAGAAAUCGUUCCCGAACUGGUGAAUCAAGUCCUGUCAGAAGAAGCAGCCAGUGAUCCGAGCCAUGCCUCGUCCUCGGCGUCCCAGCCGUCUCGGGGUGUUAAACGAUCAAUCGACGGCGCUGAUGACACUACUGCCGAACCGGCAGAUAAGCGACCAGCCUUUGAUCCACCUGACGAGGCCUUGUUCGCUGAGCCGACUGGUCAGACUUUUGCUUGUGAUGAGAUGGCAGUUUGUUCAGUUGAGCUACUUGAUAAACACCUGGUUCCUCAAGCAUCGGAUUCCCUGUCCCUAGAGGACAAAAAGGCAUUGGUACGAUUGUUUCGAGAAGGUGCCCCUCAUGAGGUCAUGGUAGCUGCUUAUAUGAAGAAGAAGUCCUCGAAAGAAAUUCCUGCAUUUGGUAAUCCCCCUGAUAUCCAGAAGAAGGCCGAUGAAUGUGUCCGCCUGGUACGGCUGGCACGCAAGGCAGGAUGGUGGAAGUCCGUCUGGCAGCGGGUCGUGGAUUUGGACGACCUUGCCGAAGAUUUGUCAUGGGAGGCCGUGUCUCCUAAUGCCCUCGCUGGCUCGAUGACUGACGGCUCCAAGCGCCUCCGUGAUGAAGGCAGCACGUCGAAGAUGGUGACCUAUGCGCCUGCCGGAUCUGGCCAUGAUGUCAUGAAGAAUGUUCCCAUGCCCUCGACAGGGUACCCUGUUGGAGCUCCGAGUCCUUCAGUGGCACUCCCAGAUGGAGUACCUACCGUGGAACGGUGGGGUCAGACCCUUGUGAGUUUCGGGAAAUUUAAAGAUGCCAAGACAUAUGCAGAGCUUUUCGACUCCACGGAUGCAUCCAUUGCGUCCUAUCGGAACUAUUGUGUGUCCCACUUCAAGAGUGGAUCUCCGGGUCUGAAAGACCUUGUUUCGUACUUCAAGGCUUUGCUCGGACAUUUGGAACAGGAAGUCGCAGCACCCGAAGCCACUCGGCAUGCGGUGGAGCAGGUGGUAUCGGGAUGGCCACGAGGUGUAUAA
Messenger RNA from Durusdinium trenchii, 3237 nucleotides. NCBI's taxonomy places the organism in Eukaryota, Dinophyceae, Suessiales, Symbiodiniaceae. The record is from the annotation of a GenBank genome assembly.